AAACGAGAAGUGAGAAGAAAGAGAGAGGUGUAGCAGCAGCUUCUCUUUCGUUAUCAAGCAACUUCCCCCAUCCAAAAUGUUAAGCAAGCAAUACCAACUUUUUCUUUUUCUCCUCUCUUUCUUUUUCUUCAAGCACAACCUCUAACUUCAUCUGAGAACCUCUACUGUUACUGUAUUAGGUUGUUGAAGAAGAUGAUUUGUUGAGUACUCUCUCCUAACAAUCCAAACUUCAGUUGCUCUAUACGUACUCCAUUUCGCAAUUCCCAUUACCUUACACUCCUGCAAAUCUCAGAUUUCAGCUCGAUUUACUCUAUUCCUUAUUUACGUAUAUUAAUCUGAGCAUCACCUUUCAUAUCAAAUUAAGAACCAACUUAUUUGUCCAUCAAGUUAUGUCUGCUUCACGUACCAUUAUCAGUCAUUUCAAAUUCUGAAACAGAGAUAUCAGAUCAAAUUCAAGGGAUUAAGAACCGUAAUGCCUUUCAAUUUAGUCUCAGCAUGGAACAAGCGCAGAAGGUCCAAAUCCCAUGACCACACAGACCCUUGGACUUAUAAGCCGGUGGAGUUCUGGCAACUCGAUGACCAAACACAUCAACAGGCGAAAAGGCACCAUCAUGGUUCAUCAGUAUUUACACUCAAAGAAAUGGAAGAAGCAACAUCUUCAUUCAGUGACAAGAACUUCCUCGGUAAAGGAGGAUUUGGCCGCGUGUAUAGAGGAACUUUGCGCUCUGGAGAGGUUGUAGCAAUAAAAAAGAUGGAGCUUCCACCAUUAAAAGCAGCCGAUGGAGAACGAGAAUUUCGAGUGGAAGUAGACAUCUUGAGCCGACUUGAUCACCCAAAUCUGGUUUCUUUGAUAGGCUAUUGUGCUGAUGGCAAACACCGGUUUUUAGUAUAUGAAUAUCUGCAGAAAGGGAACCUACAAGAUCACUUAAAUGGGAUCAAUGAGAAACACAAGAUCGGUUGGCCUCAAAGGCUCAGAGUGGCACUUGGAGCAGCAAGGGGCUUAGCAUAUCUACAUUCAAGUUCAGCCGUUGGAACUCCAAUUGUUCACAGAGAUUUCAAAUCCACCAACAUUCUUUUAGAUGCCAACUUUGAAGCAAAAAUAUCUGAUUUUGGGCUUGCCAAGUUUAUGCCGGAGGGAAAGGAAAUGUAUGUGACUGCUAGAGUACUAGGUACAUUCGGCUAUUUUGAUCCGGAGUAUACAUCGACAGGAAAACUCACUUUACAGAGUGACGUAUAUGCAUAUGGAGUGGUUCUUCUUGAGCUUCUAACUGGACGUCAAGCCCUGGACCUAAACCAAGGGCCAAAUGAUCAGAAUCUUGUACUACAGGUAAGGCACAUAUUAAAUGAUCGGAAGAAGCUACGUAAAGUCAUAGAUCCUGAGCUGAGUCGAAGUUCAUACACCAUGGAAUCUAUAGUUAUGUUUGCAAACCUGGCAUCACGAUGUGUGCGUCCCGACAGCAGCGAAAGACCCUCCAUGACUGAGUGUGUAAAAGAACUGCAGUUGAUUAUUAUUACAAAUACCAAAGGCUUGUGAGUCACCAGCUAAAGAACACACGUACUAUGGGCAGGGUGGAGACUGGACGGACAUAUGCAGAUCCUUUACUUCUUCUGAUAAAAGAAUUCUUGAAUCUUCAAAAGUUGUGGGCCUAUGAUCCUAAAAGCAAGACUCCAGAAGAGCAUUUGAUAAGCACUCACAAGAGAUAUAAUGCAGUGAACAUAUUAGACAGAACAAGAUCGCACUGAACUUGAUUUGUUGUACAUGAUCAAGAGAAAUCAAACGAUCUAAUAAGUAAACAUAAAUAGAUGGUGUAAGAAAAGAAAAUCAUUUUCUUGUAUGAUUGUGUCUUAGAAUGUUUUUGUAAUCUUCCCCCUUUAUAAUUUAUACUGUGUUAAAAAUUA
Molecule: messenger RNA, 1899 nt
Organism: Argentina anserina (silverweed cinquefoil)
Lineage: Eukaryota; Viridiplantae; Streptophyta; Magnoliopsida; Rosales; Rosaceae
Product: probable serine/threonine-protein kinase PBL28
Exons: 7
Coding region: 473-1534 (353 amino acids)
Biological process (GO): protein phosphorylation
Molecular function (GO): ATP binding; protein kinase activity
Source: RefSeq, a predicted model, not a curated record